GCCGCACAUCCUUAGAGGCGCCGCGGGCUCCGGGAUAUUCGCGCGGACGCGGAGCCCGCGAGCUGGGGAUACCCUCCACAGGCGGGCGUUAAACCGCGCGGGCAGCGCUGCGAGAGCUCCCAAAGAUGACUCGAGUGGUGAGCCCCGAGGCGGCGCGUUUCCCCGCCGCGCCAGACAGGGAGAGAGGGCCUAGAUGUGCCGGCGCCGGUUGGUCAGAGGCGGUGGCCUCUGACCUUUCCGCGAGCUGAGAAGGCGGCGGGAGGAAAAAAGGCAGACACACGCUGGGCGCCCGGCCGCUGACGGCGGGUAAUGCUCGGACAACGUACCGGCGACGGGGAGCGCCCGGGCCUCCCGGGCGACGGCGAAGGCGGAGUCCCGGCCCGGCCAGGGAGGCGCGCGGAGAGUCCCCCCCAGCGGCCCGCCAAGGUAAACAAGGCCGUGACGUGCGCCGCGCACUUACCGGGAGCUGCGGCCUCGCGGCCGCUGAGCCCGAACAAGCCAGAGCGGGUCAGGCCGGGCCAGAGGGACCGGAUUGGGGCGAAGCGGCAGCGGAGGCGGCGGGCCGACGCCGGUCAAGCCCGCGCUGCUUCCUCCAGAAGAGUCGUCCCCACAGCUCCGGAAGUGCUUGGCGCCGUUGCGUCACUUCCGGAUCGGGGUCGACCCACGGUCGCUCGGGUCGCGACAGGCUCCCGGCUAGAGGGCCUGUUUAGCGCCGCCUCCUUGAAACUUAGCGCUCUGACCCGGAGUCUGACCAGGGUACAGCAGGCGCCGACCGCGUCUGGAGCCACUAUUCGCCUACCAGCGUCUCCCGUCGAGAUGUUUUUAACCAGCGCGUUUCUCACCGGCUUCUUAUUUCACUGUUUGUACUCCGGGAUCGGGCACGGAGAAGACAUCCUGGCGUCAGUGGAGCAGAUAACCAUUGUUUCUCAGCCGCUAUCUGGUCAGAGGGGAGCUGGGCCAGGAAUUUCUGCCUACACCCCGAGGCGGUCGCAGGGUGGCCCCAGAGCCGCAACCACACCAGGCUUUCGCUUCCCCUGCCGAGGCCUCGUUCGCCGCGCAGUUCUCCGACUUACGGUCACCGUGCAAGAUUGCAUCUUAACUGCCUUGCUUGCAGUUUCUUUUCACAGUAUAGGAGUUGUCAUCAUGACUUCCAGUUACCUUCUGGGACCGGUUGUCAAAUGGUGUGGCUAGAGACGGAGGCUCACUCAGAUUGUUGCUGCACCACAAUGGAAAUGCCAGUAUGAAGCCGCUGAUGUUAGGAAGGCUCCAGGGUGUGCAAUUCCAUUGACAACAAAUCAAAUCAUUUCCAACCAUACUGGAGUCGCGUAUAUACAUAUUCAAGACACCUGUGCAGGCCGGGCGCGGUGGCUCAAGCCUGUAAUCCCAGCACUUUGGGAGGCCGAGGCGAGUGGAUCACGAGGUCAGGAGAUCGAGACCAUCCUGGCUAACACGGUGAAACCCCGUCUGUACUAAAAGUACAAAAAAAUUAGCCGGACGUGGUGGCGGGCGCCUGUAGUCCCAGCUACUCGGGAGGCUGAGGCGGGAGAAUGGCGUGAACCCGGGAGGCGGAGCUUGCAGUGAGCCGAGAUGGCGCCACUGCACUCCAGCCUGGGCGACAGAGCGAGACUCCGUCUCAAAAUAAAAUAAAAUAAAAUAAAAAAUAAAACAAAUAAAGACACCUGUGCUGGCUGGUC
Gorilla gorilla gorilla (western lowland gorilla) is the source of this 1694-nucleotide messenger RNA. Its product is annotated as ariadne RBR E3 ubiquitin protein ligase 2 opposite strand. The transcript has a single exon. NCBI's taxonomy places the organism in Eukaryota, Metazoa, Chordata, Mammalia, Primates, Hominidae. The coding region runs from base 310 to 1191 and encodes 293 amino acids. The record is from RefSeq and is a predicted model, not a curated record.